Raphanus sativus (radish) is the source of this 1416-nucleotide messenger RNA. Its product is annotated as probable cinnamyl alcohol dehydrogenase 1. The coding region runs from base 146 to 1234 and encodes 362 amino acids. NCBI's taxonomy places the organism in Eukaryota, Viridiplantae, Streptophyta, Magnoliopsida, Brassicales, Brassicaceae. The transcript has 6 exons. Gene Ontology annotation, molecular function: oxidoreductase activity, acting on the CH-OH group of donors, NAD or NADP as acceptor; zinc ion binding. The record is from RefSeq and is a predicted model, not a curated record.
AACCACCAGAGAAAACAAAACAAAAAGAAGUAGCCACUUUUGAGAUAAUUUCUGCAAAAUCCAGCAAAGAAGAAGAAGAAGACACGACGCCAUUUUUUUAUUUUAAUCCUAAAAGUUGACGAAGACGAAGAACCUUGAUUAGGUAAUGGGAGAAUCGAAACCACCGAUGAGUUCUUUAGGAGGAGAAGACGAGUGCUUGAGUUGGGCUGCACGAGAUCCAUCUGGUCUCCUCUCUCCUCACACCUUCACACGCAGAUCUGUUGCAAGUGAUGACGUUUCACUAAAAAUCACACACUGUGGUGUCUGUUACGCUGACGUCAUCUGGACAAGAAACAAACACGGUGACUCUAAGUACCCUUUGGUUCCUGGGCAUGAGAUUGCUGGAAUAGUGAGUAAGGUUGGAUCUAAUGUUACUCGGUUCAAAGUUGGAGACCAUGUUGGUGUUGGCACGUAUGUUAACUCCUGCAGGGAGUGUGAUUACUGCGAAGAAGGACAAGAGGUCAGCUGUGUGAAAGGGCAAGUUUUCACUUUCAAUGGCGUUGAUUACGAUGGCUCUGUUACUAAAGGAGGCUACUCCAGCCAUAUUGUUGUUCACGAGAGGUACUGCUACAAGAUACCUGUGGACUAUCCUUUGGAAUCAGCUGCGCCGUUGCUAUGCGCUGGAGUCACUGUUUAUGCGCCCAUGAUGCGUCACGGUAUGAAUCAGCCUGGUAAAUCUCUAGGGGUGAUUGGACUCGGUGGGCUUGGUCACAUGGCGGUUAAGUUUGGUAAGGCUUUUGGACUUGAUGUGACGGUGUUCAGCACUAGCAUUUCCAAGAAAGAGGAGGCUUUGAAUCUGCUGGGAGCUAACAACUUCGUUAUCUCAUCUGAUCUUGACCAAAUGAAGGCACUAGCGAAAUCUCUAGACUUUAUCAUUGACACAGCAUCUGGUGAUCACGCGUUUGAUCCUUACAUGUCGCUUUUGAAGAUUGCUGGAACUUAUGUCCUGGUUGGUUUCCCAAGUGAGAUUAAAAUCCAGCCUGCCACUCUCAACCUUGGUAUGAGAGUGCUUGCGGGAAGCGUGAGUGGAGGUACCAAGGUGACUCAGGAGAUGUUAGAUUUCUGUGCAGCUCAUAAGAUUUAUCCGAACAUUGAGGUGAUUCCCAUUCAAAAGGCAAACGAAGCUCUUGAAAGGGUUGUGAACAAGGACAUCAAGUACCGUUUUGUUAUUGAUAUCGAGAAUUCUCUGAAAUAGAGAGAACAUAAGAGAUGUUGAGAGUCUUAAUAAAAGAACAGCUCUAUGAGUUGUGAAGAAGAGAGGACUAAAGAAUCCUUGGUCUCGUUUAUAAACCUGAUAUUCACAAAGCACAACAUUGAAGUGAUUUUUCUGUGAUGGAAGAUGGAAGUCAAUAAUAAGAAUUUGUUUUAAGGCUUGUA